Physcomitrium patens is the source of this 1484-nucleotide messenger RNA. RefSeq names its product protein COP1 SUPPRESSOR 2. NCBI's taxonomy places the organism in Eukaryota, Viridiplantae, Streptophyta, Bryopsida, Funariales, Funariaceae. Gene Ontology annotation, cellular component: spliceosomal complex. Gene Ontology annotation, biological process: mRNA splicing, via spliceosome. The record is from RefSeq and is a predicted model, not a curated record.
AUUGUUGAGCGGAGGCUGGGCUCCUGCAUCACCCAGAGCUUCGGGUGUGGAUGUUCGGCUUCGCGCGGGCAAGUGCAGCACAUGUCGUGUUGAGCAAUUUUCAGCAAUCCGCUUGGAUGUUGUGAAUGUUAGCAUGUGACUGGAGACAUUUUUGGGUGGCGGUGGAACUUCAAGGGUGUGUGUGGAGUUUUAGGGUUUCGAAGCCCCACACUUGACAGGGUGAAGGAACCUGCUGGUAUUUCUUCUUGUUUGGUCUCCGUUUGUGGUGAAGAUGGGGUGUAGUGAAUGAUCGUGAUUGUGGAGAUGGGGCUGAAGAGCUAGACCUCGAGGGUUUUGGUGAAGUUUUGUCUGGUUUUACAACAUGGGGGCCAAUGGUAAGCGGUUCCGUAAGCGUAACGCUCCUGAAGCAGGGGAGCAGUCCGACGAUGACGAGGAAAUCAGGUCCACGUUGGAGGAGGUGAAGUUUUUGCAAAAGCAGAGGGAACGAAGGAAUGGAGUAGUGGCCAAUCAGCUUGGUCAAUCUCUCGGAGGGUUGAAUCCCAAAGUUGCGGACAAGGGCGAGGGUGAGGGUGAGAAAGAAGAGCAAGUGCUGCAAGACACAUUUGCUCAAGAAACCGCUGUGACCAUUGAAGACCCUAAUAUGUUGAAGUAUAUUGAACAGGAGAUGGCAAAGAAGAGGGGAAGAGAGUUGGGUGUAGUAGAAGAGGAAUCGAAACCCCCUGAGGAUGACCUUUAUGUUAUACCUGAGCAUCUUAAGGUGCGAAGAAGAAAUGCUGAGGAAAGCUCCACACAAUGGACAACUGGUAUUGCCGAAGUGCAGCUGCCUAUAGAGUAUAAGCUUAAAAACAUUGAAGAAACAGAAGCUGCUAAGAAGCAACUGCAAGAUAAGCGUCCAUUUGUUGGUCGUGGCAGAACCCAGUCCAGCAUACCAGCUAGUUACAGCGCUGAUUACUUCCAACGUGGUCGGGAGUAUGCUGAGAAACUCCGAAGUGAACAUCCUGAACCCUUUAAAGAUAAGGGGAGAGGUGGAGGAGCAGGGCGAGGUGAUCCGAUUGGUUCUAACAGCGAGAAAUUGGAUUUAGGUAACAGAAGGCAAGCUGCCACCGAUGAGAUUAUGCUAGAACGUUUUAGAAAGAGAGAAAGAAGCCGAUUAAUGAGACGGUGACUCGGACUAGUUGCUGCUCUAUCCUCUUUCGCAAUUCUGAGUCUGUGUAGGGGUAAAAGUACGUGUAUUUUAAAACUACGUGUUUGACAUCAACGGCAUAGGAAAUACUCGUUCACGUCUGGUGAACAAUUGCAUCAUGGUUUACUUAUACUUCACCGGCUUAACUACAGCAGUAAUCAUCGUUAUCAAUUUCACUGCAGACAGUGUCUUGUUACUAGGUAUCUGCUCGUUGUGUAAAGAGUAUUUCCUCAUCUUCAGACUAAAUCAAAAAGCCCAAUCACAGACGUGUUGGGAACAUGCUCACACUUUUCCCGUGAAA